Molecule: messenger RNA, 605 nt
Organism: Wallemia mellicola CBS 633.66
Lineage: Eukaryota; Fungi; Basidiomycota; Wallemiomycetes; Wallemiales; Wallemiaceae
Product: 60S ribosomal protein L11
Exons: 3
Coding region: 25-525 (166 amino acids)
Biological process (GO): translation
Cellular component (GO): ribosome; cytosolic large ribosomal subunit
Molecular function (GO): RNA binding; structural constituent of ribosome
Source: RefSeq, a predicted model, not a curated record
GAGUCAACUGCACCAAGCAACGCAAUGAAGGAGCUUCGCGUUGAGAAGCUCGUCAUCAACAUCUCCGUUGGUGAAUCUGGUGACAGACUUACACGUGCAGCCAAGGUCCUCGAACAACUCACUGGUCAAACUCCAGUCACCUCAAAGGCUCGUUACACCGUCCGUACCUUCGGUAUCCGUCGUAACGAAAAGAUCGCCUGCCACGUUACCGUUAGAGGUCCAAAGGCUGAGGAAAUCCUCGAACGUGGUCUUAAGGUCAAGGAAUACGAACUCAAGAAGGGCAACUUCUCUGAAACUGGUAACUUUGGUUUCGGUGUUGACGAGCACAUCGAUUUGGGUAUCAAGUACGACCCAGGUAUUGGUAUCUUCGGUGCUGACUUCUACGUCGUCAUGUCCCGCCCAGGAUACCGUGUUGCUAAGCGCAAAUCACGUACCAACAAGAUUGGCUUCCAACACAAGGUCAAGAAGGAGGAAGCACAAGCUUGGUUCAGACAACGUUUUGAUGGUAUUAUCUCCGCCAAGUAAGAAGAUCAAUAAUGUAAGAAUAGUUUAUUACUUGGUAGUAUAAAUGCAUGUCGCUCGAGAAAUUCUAUUUUGUUUGCCAC